UUGCAUUUACUGCUUGGUUGUAGUGGUGGUGCUUUCAAGAUCAAUGAGAGGAGGCCACCAUAAGAUUUAUGUCAGAGUAGGUAGGUGACAGGAGAAGACGAAGACAGAAAAAGAAAAUAGAAGGGGAGAAUAUAUAUGAUAUCAUGCUAGUGCUUCGUAUAUUGGGUAAUACAUACUCUGGUUCACCCAUUGCAAUGAGUACGUCUAAAGCUCGUAUGUAACCAAUGAUUUGAGCAAGGGUGUUAUCUAAAGCUCGUAUGUAACCAAUGAUUUGAGUAAGGUUAGCAUCCAUGGGUCUUCUUGAUGCUCCCGCCAUCCGCUCUACUAUCUGGAAGGGUACUAAUAUACCUGAGGAGAGUCUUCCUGAGCCAUUUAACCAGAAUAAGCGUGAUCUGCUGUUACGUUCCUUCGAACAAUCAAGUACAAGCUCUCGCAUUCAGAAAUUUGCUAGUGUAGCAGAGUCAGACGCAGCUCAAGCAUCCCAUUUUUUUCCAUCUUUGAGGAAGCAUUUUUCAAUGGGAGGCUCAUACAGUAAAUCAAUAAACAGUCUCCAGAGUCUAUCAGAUUCCUCAGACCAAUUACAAUCUAUGUAUGGUUCUAAUCCAUCUUUGGACAGAGAUGAAGUGGAAUAUGUAACUCCUUAACCUGAGACUGUCAAUUGGUGCUGAUUUCUUUUUGGUCAGAAACAAGAGAUGAUUGAUUUUGCGGCGGAAGUUGGUGCUCCAGACAAACCACUUGAGUUGCAGUAACUUGAAAAAUUAGUGGAAGAUGCAAACGAUUUAAUAUUAAUUUAGUGGAAAAUCAUUUAAAUCUCUUAUUGCCAGUGAGAUUUUCUAUUGCUCUAUUUUUUUCAAUUUUAGUUAU
This is a messenger RNA of Chenopodium quinoa (quinoa), 864 nucleotides long. RefSeq lists its product as uncharacterized. The transcript has 3 exons. The coding region runs from base 291 to 644 and encodes 117 amino acids. The record is from RefSeq and is a predicted model, not a curated record. NCBI's taxonomy places the organism in Eukaryota, Viridiplantae, Streptophyta, Magnoliopsida, Caryophyllales, Amaranthaceae.